Messenger RNA from Ceratina calcarata, 1363 nucleotides. It is a transcript of the gene eIF3m, whose product is annotated as eukaryotic translation initiation factor 3 subunit M. The coding region runs from base 78 to 1253 and encodes 391 amino acids. Gene Ontology annotation, molecular function: translation initiation factor activity. Gene Ontology annotation, cellular component: cytoplasm; eukaryotic translation initiation factor 3 complex. The transcript has 7 exons. Lineage: Eukaryota; Metazoa; Arthropoda; Insecta; Hymenoptera; Apidae. Gene Ontology annotation, biological process: cytoplasmic translational initiation. The record is from RefSeq and is a predicted model, not a curated record.
UAUGAGCACGCUGUCUCAGUCUCCUUUGAUGCCUUUGAUAACUGUGUCUCAAGAGAAACGUGGUAGUAUUUAUUAAAAUGCAAGUUCCACCGAUAUUUAUGGAAUUGCCUUUAGAGGACCAGGCUCAAGAGCUGAGAAUCUAUUUUAAAAGUUUAGGAGCUGAAAUAAGUGAAGAGAAGUCUCCGAAAGGUAUAGAAGAUGAUUUACAUAAAAUUAUUGGUGUUUGUGAAGCUUGUUUCAAAGAAGGGAAUGAAAGUGAAAUAGAAACGGUUUUAAAUGAUAUUGUAUCUAUCAUGAUAGUGAUUCCAACUGAAAGAGCUGAAAAUUUAAUACUAGCAUUCUGUGAAAAGUUAACAAAAGCUCCAGGCUAUAAACUUGGUUUAGUGUGCUUAAAAGCAUUAUGGUUGUUGUUUCAAUCUCUUCCUGAUGACUCUCCAAUGAAAUAUCACGUCUAUUAUCAUUUAGUACAGAUUGCUCGUAAUGUUGAUCAAGUAAAAGCAGUGUACGGUGGUAUAGAUCAAUUAAAACACCAGUUUGCAUCACUCCCACCAUCAAAUGAACAAAUGCAGAAGUUGCUUAGACUACUUCAUGAAGUUCUUCUAAGUUGUAAACAAGGGGAACAAGCUGCUGCAGUUAUGGUUGAACUCUUAGGGACGUACACAGCAGAGAACGCUUCUGCAGCUAGAGAAGAUGCACAACGUUGUAUAUUAGCUGCGUUAGCAGAUCCGAACACAUUCCUGCUUGAUCCACUGUUAGCAUUAAAACCAGUGAGGUUCUUGGAAGGAGAACUCAUCCAUGAUUUACUUCUCGUAUUCGUACAAGAUAAAUUGCCUGCCUAUUUGGAUUUUUAUCAACAUCACAAAGAAUUUGUAGAGCAUCAAUUAGGAUUAAACCAUGAACAGAAUAUGAAAAAGAUGAGGUUGUUGACAUUUAUGCAACUGGCAGAAACAAAUCCUGAAAUGUCUUUUGAUACAAUUCAAGAAGAAUUACAAAUUAAUGAAGAUGAAGUUGAAAGUUUUAUCAUUGAUGUAUUGAAAACGAAGCUUGUCAGGGCUCGCAUGGAUCAAGCAGGUCGCAAGGUUCUUAUAUCAAGUACCAUGCAUCGAACAUUCGGUAAACCACAGUGGAUGCAGCUACGCGAUUUGCUUGCAGCUUGGAAAGCAAACUUGACCGCUGUACAAGAGGGUAUGAAAUCCGUAGCUGCUGCGCAAAUGGAACUAGCUGCGAAAAAUAAAGCCGUGAUCAAUCAUUAAUGCAUACUGAAUUCGGAACCUAGACAUACGGUUCGAACAUGAAAUUAAUUAAUUUGAUACAUUAAUUGAUUUUCGAUUUUAUCCGAAUAAAUGCAUUAUAUAUUACAGAA